This is a messenger RNA of Cladocopium goreaui, 484 nucleotides long. Lineage: Eukaryota; Dinophyceae; Suessiales; Symbiodiniaceae. The record is from the annotation of a GenBank genome assembly.
GUUUGCGUUAUAUUAUAUCAGCUUUGUUCAGGUUUUGAAACUGCUUGCGAACUACAGUUGCUAGUUGCUCGUUUCAUUUUUUACAUUGAUAGCAACAAGAAUGUGGUUUAGGAGGGAAUGUCCACAUAAUUGGGACCAUUUCGGGGGUGUGUCGUUUCAGGAAAAGACAGAGGAGCACAACGGAUCGGUCACCGAUGAAGUGGUGUGCUCCAGCAUCAUGGGCUCUUCCAUCAGGUCCAAUGAGGCCUGGAAUGCAGCGGCUGAGGAGGCAGAACAAGCCGGCGCCGGCUACGUUCAGGAGACCAUCGUUCUAUACCUUGGCGUUUCAGUGACGUUGAUGUCACUGGCAUAUGCCUUCCAGGUGGCAGAGGGCCUCCGCAGGGGAGAGAACCACGUCAAGGAGGCAAAGGAGUAGCGGCGUUGUCCACGGCCUGCAGAACAUUGGAGCUGCGAACCAGGUCGCCAGCGAUGUUUUCGGUGAAAA